CCUCCCAACAGCACCGCAUCGUGGCUUGCUAAUCUGCUCCAUUGCAGCAUCGAAGAUCUUAUCGGUUCCUGGAUGACAGCUACUUUCCAAUGGCCUCUCUAUGCCACAGAUACACUUAGGUGUCUAUCUGACAUCCGGUCAUGAGACUUUUCAGGCGGUGCGCUGGGCUCUGGAGGCUGGCUAUCGAGGAAUUGAUUCUGCCCAAAUGUAUCACAACGAAAGUGAGUCUGGUCGGGCUAUCCUGGACUUUUUGUCCAGUGAAGCGAAUACGGAGUCCCUGCAGCGCGAGGAUAUCCACUUUACGUCCAAGCUCGCUUCAAACUCUAUAUACGACGCGGCCCGGAAAGCUAUCAAGAGAUCUGUGAAAGAAUGUGGCUUGGGAUACAUUGAUUUGUUUCUCCUGCAUUCCCCCUACGGUGGCAAAAAAGCACGAUUGGAGAGUUGGCGAGCAGUCGAAGAUGCAAUCGAGGCUGGUGAAGUCAAGAGUGGUGGAGUGAGCAACUACGGGGUCAAACAUCUCCAAGAGCUGAUUGCGUCUACACCCCGCAUCAUGCCAGCAGUCAAUCAGAUUGAGGUACACCCUUUCAAUACUCGAACAGACAUCACUUCUUUCUGCCAGGAACAUGGCAUUGUUGUAGAAGCGUACGCGCCGCUUGUGCGAGCCUUGCGCAUGAAACAUCCGACUAUUGUUGCUCUUUCUCAGAGGUAUUUGUGCACGCCUGGGCAGCUACUGGUGCGGUGGAGCCUCCAACAUGGCUAUAUACCUCUGCCAAAGAGUGUGAAGAAGGAUAGGAUCGUGGAGAAUGCGAAUAUUGGCGGCUUUUCGAUCGACGAUGCUGACAUGAAGGCCAUGGAUGGGUUGGAUGAGUAUUUGGUGACCGACUGGGACCCGACAGACUGUCCAUGAGUGCCCAAGAACAAGUCGCGCGUGGGGGUGCAAAGUUGGCCGCCAUGUUGGAGAGGAGGAAUGAGGAGCCUGGAAUGGGCGAUGAGU
Lindgomyces ingoldianus is the source of this 994-nucleotide messenger RNA. Its product is annotated as Aldo/keto reductase. The record is from RefSeq and is a predicted model, not a curated record. The transcript is spliced from 6 exons. NCBI's taxonomy places the organism in Eukaryota, Fungi, Ascomycota, Dothideomycetes, Pleosporales, Lindgomycetaceae. Gene Ontology annotation, molecular function: oxidoreductase activity. Bases 101 to 907 code for a protein of 268 amino acids.